This is a messenger RNA of Musa acuminata AAA Group (dessert banana), 1757 nucleotides long. Its product is annotated as allene oxide synthase 2. The record is from RefSeq and is a predicted model, not a curated record. NCBI's taxonomy places the organism in Eukaryota, Viridiplantae, Streptophyta, Magnoliopsida, Zingiberales, Musaceae. Gene Ontology annotation, biological process: sterol metabolic process. Gene Ontology annotation, molecular function: oxidoreductase activity, acting on paired donors, with incorporation or reduction of molecular oxygen; heme binding; monooxygenase activity. The transcript has a single exon. Bases 98 to 1579 code for a protein of 493 amino acids.
CGACCGAGUUGAUCGAGAGGCCGACGAAUCCAUCAGUCUCUCUCUAUAUAGCCUCAUACUUGCCACCAUCUCAGUGCCUUCUACUGAGCUUACCACAAUGGCGACCGGCAUGGUGGAGAAGAAGGUGGACGACGACAAGGCUGCGCCAUCCAUCAUCUGCAGUUUGCCCAUCAAGGAGAUCCCUGGGAGCUGCAACCACUCCCUCGUCUCCCGCAUAAAGACCCGCCUCGAAUUCUACUACAAACAGCGGGAGGAGGAGUUCUUCCGGUCCCGCAUCGCAGCCCAUGGCUCCACCGUCUUCCGCCUCAACAUGCCGCCGGGGCCGUUCAUGGCCGCAAACUCGAGGGUCGUUGCGCUCCUGGACGCCAAGAGCUUCCGGGUGCUGUUGGACGUGUCCAAGGUGGACAAGAAGAACGUGCUCACCGGCACCUUCGUGCCCCCGGUCGCCCUCACCGGCGGACACCGGAUGUGCGCCUACCUCGACCCCUCCGAGCCCGACCACGCUCGGGUGAAGCAGCUGGUCUUCAACCUCGUCGCCGCCCGCAAGAACUUCUUCAUCCCGGUCUUCCGUUCCAACUUCGCUGUCCUCUUCGAGGCGAUGGACGCCCAGGUGGCCUCCGCCUCCGGCAAGUCCGAUUUCAACAAGCUUAGCGACGCGGCCGUGUUCGACUACUUCUGCGAGGCCUGCUUCGGCGUCCGGCCCUCCGCCACCGCCCUUGGCGCCACGGGACCCACCAAGGCCACCAAGUGGCUCUUUCCGCAGAUCGCCCCGCUUAUGACGCUGGGCCUCCCCACACUGCUGGAGGAGCUCUUCCUCCACACCUUCCCGCUGCCCUCCUGUCUCUUCUCCUCCGACUACAAGGCCCUCUAUCGGUACUUCGAGUCCGCCGCAUCGUCCACGCUCGACGACGCCGAGAAGCUCGGCCUCAAUCGCAAGGAGGCCUGCCACCACAUCCUCUUCGUCGCCAUCUUCAACGCCUUCGGCGGCUUCAAGGCGGCGCUCCCGGGGAUCUUCGGUUUGGUGGCGGAAGCCGGCCCUAGCCUCCACUCCCAGCUCGCCGAGGAGAUCCGAUCCGCCGUGGCAGCGGAGGGCGGAGAGGUGACGCUGGCGGCAGUGGAGCGGAUGGAGCUGACGCGCUCGGUGGUGUACGAGGGGCUGCGCCUGGACCCGCCGGUGAAGUACCAGUACGGCAAGGCCAAGGCGGACCUGAUCAUCGAGAGCCACGACGCGGCGUACCAGGUGAAGAAGGGGGAGAUGCUCCUCGGCUACCAGCCCUGCGCCACGAAGGACCCCAAGGUGUUCGGCCCUAACGCCGACGAGUUCGUCGCGGACCGCUUCCUGGGGAACGCCGGGCGCAAGCUGCUCGAGUACGUGGUGUGGUCCAACGGGCCGGAGACGGAGGAGCCGACGGUGGGCAACAAGCAGUGCGCCGGGAAGCACCUGGUGGUGCUCGUGGGCCGGCUGCUCCUGGUGGAGUUCUUCCUGCGGUACGACACCUUCACAGCCGACGUCGGAACGGUGCUGCUCGGAAAACAGGUCAACGUCACCUCCCUAUCGAAACCCACCGUGCAGUCCUAAGUUCCUCCUCCGUCUCUCUACCCUAUCACCGCUUCACCGAAAUAAGUUCCAAUAAAUUAAUGUGCUUGGUUUUUUUUUGUUUGUAUAUUUGUCGUUUGUUGAUUGGUCUUUAUUUUGUAUCUUUCCAAUAUAUAUUUUAUAUGCAAAUAUCCAAAGCCACGCACUUUGGUUGGAUUUA